Molecule: messenger RNA, 1221 nt
Organism: Pedinophyceae sp. YPF-701
Lineage: Eukaryota; Viridiplantae; Chlorophyta; Pedinophyceae
Source: the annotation of a GenBank genome assembly
AUGGGCUGCGGCGCGAGCGCGCACGCGCACGACACGCUGGCCGAGGAGGCCGCUGCUCGACAAGCGACGCGGGCCGCCGAGGCGCGCGAGGAGCGGCCCCUCGCGCGCGCCGCGGACGACGCCGCGCAGCAGAAGAUCCGGAGAGAGCACCGCGCGCAGGCGUCCGUGCUGAAGGGCAACGCGCUGCUGUCGCAGCACAAGUACAUUGAAGCAGUUCGAGAGUUCACCCGGGCGCUCGAGGUGCUCCCCGGGAACGUCCGCGCGCGGUACGAGCGCGGGCUGGCGUUCUCGCGCCUCAGCCGGCACCGCGAGGCGCUGCGGGACGUGACGAACGUCCUGCGCGUGCAGCCGGACCACAUGGGGGCGCUGCGGGCGCGCGCGGCCGCGCUCCUCGCCGUGGGGGACGCCAAGGCCUGCGUGGAGACGACCACGUCGGCCCUGAAGCAGAAUCCGCCGGAGAACGAGUGCGGGGACCUCUACGCGCUCCGCGCGGAGGCCCACAAGGCACUGGGGCACACCGCCGAGGCCCUCGACGACAUGGAGGCCGCCGCGCGCGCCGAGGACGAGGCGAAGCAGUGCGUCGUGUGCAUGGACGAGCCCCGCGGCUGCCGGCUCCUGCCCUGCAUGCACGCCGUCAUGUGUGCGGACUGCGCCGAGCAGCUCCUGCGCGACAAGUUCGCGUGUCCGAUCUGCGGCAGCGCGAUCCAGGGGUUGGAGAAGGGGCAGUUUAUCGACACGUUCGCGCUCGACAGGGACACGCCGACGCCGUUCAAGCACGCGGCGGCGCUGGCCGCGGAGGCGCCCUCGCCGGCGCCGUCGCUGCGGGAGGGGGACACCGCCGCGCAGAUGGCGGCGCUGGGCGCGACGUCGCGGCGCGGGGGCGGGUGGGCGACGGCGCUGGACACGAUCUACCAGGAGCCGUCGCUGGACGACGUCGCGGCCGCGGCGUACAACGCGCGCGAGACCGCGUCGCCCGACCGCAGCGCGAGCUUCUCGCCGGACAGCGGGCUGCGGGACGCGGACACGCUCGAGGGGACGCCCGACGCGGUGACGGCGGCGCGGAGCUCGCCCGGGGACGCGGCCGGGAGGCAGCCGCGCCCGUCGGAGGCGGGGAGCGAGGAAGAGGUGACCAGCGGGCCGGGGCAGGGGGUCCCUCCGCAGCGCAUGGAGCGGCUUGGGCGCAUGCGCGCGGAGACGACGCCCGAGAUCAUGGCGCUGUAG